Molecule: messenger RNA, 1163 nt
Organism: Gaeumannomyces tritici R3-111a-1
Lineage: Eukaryota; Fungi; Ascomycota; Sordariomycetes; Magnaporthales; Magnaporthaceae
Exons: 1
Coding region: 1-1044 (347 amino acids)
Molecular function (GO): metal ion binding
Source: RefSeq, a predicted model, not a curated record
AUGGACAUGCACGCUCACAAAUCCGCCAGAGAGCACGCUCACAGAGAACACGCCCAGAGAACGCGCUCACAGAGGACGCUCACAGACUUGCCAGAGAACACGCCAGCAAAGAUGAGUGGCUAUGACCGCACCAGCAUCAGCUCCCCCGGCGACGGUGGCGGGACGCGGCACCACUCCCACACCGACGACGACGCCGCCGGAACAUGGAUCCCCGUCAUCUCCCACGGAUUUGUGCAUCAGAACCUGUUCGUUUGGCAACCCCGCGCGCCGACUCUUCCGCCGACUCUCCCGCCAAUUCUUCCGCCGAUUCCCCCUCCAGUCAGAGACAUCACCCAACCGGCCGAGGAGAUCGCGUAUCUCCCCAGCCUCCGGAGGUGGCUACUCGACAGCCAUACCCUCCAAGCCAUGGGGGCGCCGACGGGCCCGACCCCUUUCGCCAAAUGCUCCAUCUGCCGCUUGGCCAGGCUUGACAUCGCAGAGCUGCGGCCGCCCCCGGCGCUGCCGCAUGGGCCUGCCGCUCUGCCUAGCGAGGAGGAGGAGGAGGAGGAGGAGGACGACGACGACGACGAUCACGAGCGGGCGGUGGUCCUGUUCUGCGGCCACAUGUUUGGUCGGAAAUGCCUGACGUCCUGGUUGACGAGCCAGCUCGGAAGUGGGGGAGAGUACGGCUGCCCGGUCUGCAAGGCUAACGUGUGCUACGGCAGCUGGGGCCGGGCCGACGGCUGCAGCCACCACGUCCCGGGACUCGACAUCGACGACUGCGGCGGCGUCCUGGCCGUCCCGCGCACGCGCGACGAGGGCGGCCGCCUCCCGGACCGCUGCGACCGGUGCCGGGUCAUGCACGACCCCGCGGUCGUCGGCUGGGGCAACCGUGACGUGGCGGAUGGGAUCCGAACCCGGCCGGCGGCGCUCUGGCAGCCCCAGGCGGGCUCGCUCAAUCCGCCUUCAGCUGCAGUGCCGGGGUAUCCGAGGAUGCCUCUAUGGCCUCUGUCGCCUAGGAUCUGGAUUGUCGAGGGUUACCGGAAUGUCCCCCGGGACUUCUGAUACCUAGAUCGGGGAUGGAUCCGUGGGCUCUUGAUCUGCGCCUCUUGACGUCCAGAUAGGUAUCUAAACAUUCGGAACAGAUACAUUCGGAAUAGAUAACAUAGGCCUGUCAGGUGAUG